AUGAUCUCCAUCAAGAAGUUUCUGAUGCUGCUGUUUGUCGGCGCCGCGAGUGCCCUACCAGCGGCUGACAGCAAUGGCCAUAUGUCUGAUCUGAUGCUCGAUAAGAGAAACCUUCUGGACCCAAGAGCAGCCUGCAAAGCUACUGAUCCCAACAACGUAGCCUUUAAGAAGAAAAAAGCCAAUGGAUCUGCCUUUUGCUCAGCCUAUAUCCAAAGCACCCUAUUAACUACUAUUACUCCCGUUAUGUGA
Fusarium subglutinans is the source of this 249-nucleotide messenger RNA. RefSeq lists its product as uncharacterized. Lineage: Eukaryota; Fungi; Ascomycota; Sordariomycetes; Hypocreales; Nectriaceae. The coding region runs from base 1 to 249 and encodes 82 amino acids. The transcript has 2 exons. The record is from RefSeq and is a predicted model, not a curated record.